Molecule: messenger RNA, 8763 nt
Organism: Tetrahymena thermophila SB210
Lineage: Eukaryota; Ciliophora; Oligohymenophorea; Hymenostomatida; Tetrahymenidae
Product: adenylate/guanylate cyclase domain protein
Exons: 20
Biological process (GO): intracellular signal transduction; cyclic nucleotide biosynthetic process; adenylate cyclase-activating G protein-coupled receptor signaling pathway
Molecular function (GO): adenylate cyclase activity
Source: RefSeq, a predicted model, not a curated record
AUGCAACAAGAGAAUUAAAUUACAGCAAAAGAAAUAACAAAUUCAAGGGAAGAUGGAAAAGCUCCAUCCAAUUCUUAGGCAAAAAACAAUUAAUUUUUUAUAAAAAACAUAUAAUCCAAGACAUAGUCGUAGCGAUAUUCGAGAGAAAUUGAAUUAAUUAAUGGAGAAGUUAUUUCUUUGAAUGGCUUUUCCUCUAAAGACUAGCUAGAUAACACCUUAAAUUUCAACUUAAUGACAAUAAAAAAUUUCAUAUUAGUGAUAAUCUCUAACUACUUCAUGAGAAUAGGAAACGUUCUAUCGUUGAUUACUUACCUCAUUAUUGUUUUAAGUCCUAGUUAUAGCAUGGAAGAAACAAAUAGGAUCUCCUUUUAGUAGGAGAGCUACCAUUUAAUGUAUUUAUUGACAAUUUUAAUGACCUUUAUAGGCUAAACUCUUAUGGAAGGAUAUUUUGAUUAUUUAAGAUAUAAGAGGUCUUCUGAAUUAAAUAAUAACCCUGCUACUAUACUCGAGAGAUUUACAAAUUUUAAUUACUUUUUGAAACAAAGCAAUAAGCAAGAAAGUAUUUCGAUUUACAAAUAAAUUAAAACUAAAGACGUUCAAGUUGGUGAUAUAGUUUUUGUUCGCAAAAAUGAAAUUUUCCCAGCAGAUAUAAUUAUUUUGGACAUCUACAACAGCUAUUGUUCAUCUAACAAUUCUUAUAGCUGCGGAAAAACCACUUAAAAUAAAAUCUAUCCGAUUCCAAUUACUCAAAUACCAAAAUUCUCAAAAAUUAAGGGAAAUCACUUUGAAUAUAAAAAAAUUUUGACAGGCAAAAUAGAAUAUGUCAGCUCUGCUGAAAGAAAUAAUAAAUUUGAAGGAUUUAUAAACGUUUCAAAAGAUCCAGUAGGUACCGUUGUUGCUAAGGAAAAUAUAGGAUUUAGAGGAUCAAUGCUUGAGUACUCUGAUUGGGUUAUUGGAAUUGCAAUUUAUACUGGUAAAGAGUGCUAUUAUUAUUAAGAUACAAAUUAACACUGGUUAUAAUUAAAAGACAAAAAACCACUUAGCUAUUUUAAUUUAAAAAAAGAAAAAUAUUUUACUCUCUACUUUUUUCUUUUUAUAUUUUGCUGUCUAAUAAGUGUCAUUCGAACUCAUUUAAAUACUUGUUUUGGAGAUUUACCAAAAAAUAACUCUUUAGGCGAGCCAAGCAUUGACUAAUAAAGCUUUUAUAUAGGAUUGGGAUAUUUCUGUGAUUACAUGCUAUUUCUUCCUUCAAUUUAUUAUUUUUUCUGUGACAUCACUGAGCUGAUUUUGGCUUUGGUAGCUAAUACAUCAUUUGAAAUUCAAUCAUAAGAACUGUUAAAAACUGAUAAUUAAUCCUAAUCUUAAAUUCCUCCUGUAAAUAUAAUAGAAAAAGAUUCAAAAAUAACAAUCUAUCUUGAAAAAAUUCGUAAAUUCUUUUAAGACGACAUUUACUUUCUCAAAAACUCUUCAAAGCCUAUUGAAGACCUUAGCUUGAUAACUGAUUGCUUUAUAGAUAAAACCGGUACUUUAACUAAAGGAAGGUCUUUCGAAAUAGAUAGAAUUACACUGUAGGAUACAUAAUAUAUAAUUAGUGAAAGCUUCAACGAUCCCAUUAAAAUUAAAAAGUUUGUUAGCAUAGACUAUACUGCAAAUGAACCAUCAUAUAAACAAAUUUCAAGAAAGGAAUCUAUGAGCUUAAAAAAAACUAAUAAAUAAAUAAUAACUGUAAUUACAAAUGAAGUUACAAGUGAGCAAAAUGAUAUUGCAGGUGAAGAAGGGGUUUUUCUCAGACAUAGUAUACCAUAAGCUAUUUUAGCUAAGUAGAAGAAAUAAGUAGAAACGAAAAAUAAUUAAGAAGAAAAAAGAGUAAAUUCAGAUUUUUUAGAAGAAAGAGAUAAAGAAGAGGAGGAAGACGAACAAAGAGAUAAGAUUAUAAUAGAGAGUUAAAAUGAAAAAGGAGUUUAGUAUUUUGAUUCACCUAUUAAAGUUAACGGAAAUGAUUUUAUGAAAUCCAACCAAAAGUUAAUAAAAUUUUAAGCAGGUUUUGAUGAUUAGAAUUUUAAAAUAGAAUCUAAAAGUAUAGAAGAAAGUUAAGAUAUUGGAGAUAUUAAAAUGAAUAGUAAACUAUAGAGUAUUAUCAACAGUAGCUAAAAUGUUAAUCAUGGUUAUUAAACAUAGAAAUUAAAAGAAUAUAAAACAUUGGAUAUGUCAAAAAGUUUAGAAACAGAUUAAUUCUUCUUUAAAAGAAAGUUGACUUCAGCGACAAAUUAAUUUAUUUUUACUGAGUAAAAUGAUUCCAGAUUCUAUGAAGAGAUACAAAGUAACUCCUCAAGCUAUUCCAAUCAAAAAGAAGCUAUUUUAGCAAUGAUAAUUUGUCAUAUUUCAAAAAGUACAGUAAAUAAAAAAACGACUAGUUUAUAUACAGACCAUUAAUCAAUUUAUGAUAGUCUCUUCAUUAGCUUUGCUAAUAGAUUCGAAUGCAAAUUUAGAUGUGUAUCCCACUUACUUGAUGGGAAUAUUGAAUACAUUUCUACACUAGGCAAAAAGAUAUAUUAACAUAAAUUUUUCAUCCCUUCUGUUUACAAUGAAAAAGGAAAUAGACUCUAGCUUUUAGUUCAGUGUGAAGACCUUUACUACAUUUAUGUGAGGGAAGAAAUAAAUAGCCUUCCUACUUAUAUCAGAAACAUAAAAUAAAUGAAAGAAAAAUAUUAAGGUCAUAUUCAAAACAUGACUGAAAAUGGAUAAAUUGGAAUUAUUUUUAGUAGAAAAUUGAUCACUUAAUCCUUGGCUAAGUAAAUGAUAAAGAAAUAUCAAGAUAUAAAGUAAAUCAUAGACUACUCUCAGCUCCAUAAAUUGACAGAGUAGAUUUAUAGAGAAUAACUUUAUGAAAUGGAUGUUGUUAGCAUGGUUUCAAUAAAAGAAAAGUUGAAUGAAGGAUCUUUAGAGUUAAUUUAAAACUUAAAAAAAUCAUAAAUAAAUAUUUGGAUGUUAACAGGAGACGACUAUAUAAGAGCAAUAACUACAGCCUAUAAUUCCCAAAUUAUUGAAAAAACUGAUAAAAAUGAAAUAAUUCACUUUAACUCAGUAGCUGAUGAAGAAAUCAACUAUCUAAUAUAAUCAUCUCUCUCAAAAGUGAAGCUUUCUUUAGAAUCUGAUGGUUAGUAAAUAUUCUCAAAACAAAAAGAAUUUAUAAGAUAAAUCACUGGAUCUCAGAAUGGCCAAAAACUUUAGGAAAAACAAUAAAUGAAAGCUAAUACUACAGCUUAAUCAAAGAAAUUCUACAUGGUAGUUAAUGGAGAAGCAUUAAAUAAAAUCCUAUCAACAUAGAAUUAUAAAGAUCACUUUAUGUUUUUGACCUUUUUCUGCGAGAGCUUUAUUGGAUACUCACUCUCUCCGUAGCAAAAAUCAGAUUUAGUUAUGAUUAAAAAGAGUUUUAAUUCAAAUAAAAUUUACACACUGGCUAUAGGUGAUGGGCUUAAUGAUAUAUAAAUGAUGAGAUAAGCUGAUUACUCGAUUCAAUAUAUGGAUUUAAAAUCAUAGAGCAUUUAGUAUUUUCAUGGAUUAUCUGAAAUAAGUGUGCAGAAAAUUGGAGAUAUUAAUAAACUCAUUUUUAUAAAUUCUAGAUAGAAAUCUAAAAACUUUGAAAAUUUGCUUUUAUUUACUUUCUACAGACAGACUUUAAUUUUUUCUUCAGUUUUCUUUUGGAAUUUUAUGCAGUGCUCAUUUGGUGAUUUGAUUUACAAUAAAAAUGAAAUACUUUUGAUUAAUACAAUUUGCUUUUUUAUAGACUUUCUCAUUAUUUACUUUUAAAAAGAUUACUAUAAUAAUAAAGAAAUACUGUAAUGUAUGGUAGAAGUCUAAAAAGAGCAUGCAAGUAAUAUAAGAGCGAGUUCAUUUUCGAUUGAAAAUAAUCAAAGACUUUAAAAUGCAUUUCAAAUUGAUGAUACUCUCUUGUAUAAACAAAAUAAAUAAAUUGUCACUUCAGAUGUUCUUAAGAAUUUCUUCUUAAAUAUCUUGCCUAUGGCUAUAAUGAGUGGCUUAAUUUUAUUUUGUUUGCCUUAUUACUCUCUGGGUUUAGUUAGUAAUGAACUUGGAAUAAUUUUUGAAAGAAAUGAAGUUAUUUAUAUAUUAAUAGUCAUGUUUGUUCUCAAAAUUCAAAUUGGUAUUUACAUAUUUUUUGAGCAUUAAAAAGUAAUAGGAUUGGGAUAGCUUGCUUAUGUUAUAAUUUUUGCAUUAGCUUACUAUUCAGCUAAUUAUUAUGAUCUAGAUUUGUACCAAUUCAUUAGUAUUAACUUGCUGCUUUCAUAUUCUUUGAUUUUACUACUUUCUGUGAUAAACUCUUUGGUAUAUAAGGUCUUUUUUCCUAUCAUUAAAAUGUAGAUACAGAGAAAUUUUAAAAAACAAGACUUGUCAGAAACUUCAAGCAUCCAAAAGGAAUAUGCUUUAGAGAGCUACUAUGAGUAAGAUAAAAGUGAGAUGAUUAAAGAUACCACUGAGCAGAUAUCUUAAAUGUCACCUGACAUGCAAUAAGGAAAUACAUCCAACUAAAAGCCCAUCGAAGAUAAUAACUUUUUAUCUCCAAAGUAAAGCAUUUACUCAUCUCCAUAGCAACUAAAGAGAAAAAGACUGAAUAUAGAAAUUCCUAAGCUAUACAAUAAUGGAUAUUUGAGCUCAAGAAGAAAUUCUAUUGAAAAUAAUUCAAACUUUAACUUCAUUAAAGCUCAUAAGGUUGAAAAUUCUUCAAGCAAUUCGCCAAGCAGAGAGUAGAUUAAUGGAUAAUUCAUUUUUUCAGAUAGAAGAAGCGAUUCAGUCAAUGAAUUUUAAAUUAACAGUGGAAAUGACUUUUUAGUUAAUUUAAAGUCUGUUAAUACAAAUAAUAAUGGCCAUAAUCUUACUAAUAUCCAAAAUCAAAAUCAAAAUGACAUAAUUGACUAAAAUUCUACAGAAAUAAACAAUAAAAGAUUUUCUCACCAAUCUGUCUAAGGAGAGCUAGAAAAAAAUACAAUUAAUUUGUAAGACAUUAACUUUAGCCUUCUACAAAGGAGAAAAUUUACUGAAGAAAGAUAGAAGUAAUUUGAAGAAAUGUCUACGCGAAAAGAUUCUUUGUUGAGAAAUGCUAAUAUGAAUAAGUUAGAAAUAAAAAAGACACACUCAGGCACUAAACUAGAAAAUUAAAAUGAAAGUUUUGACAAUUAAAUUAAGAGCGUAAACAAACACAUAGCUAGCCCAAAUAAUUUAAACAGCCCAAUGGUGAUACAAGAAAUUAAUAACAGUUUCUAGAAUGAAUAAAAGUCACAUAUUUCUUAAGGGUUAUCAAAUGUCAAAAACCUUCAUAGAAAAUCGAAGAUUCUAAUGUAAUAAAAUAAAAUAAAUAUUAAAACAAACUAGCGUAAUGCUAUCAGGUUGGCUCUAUAAAAUAAGUUCUUUUUCAAAGGUUAUGAAAUCAAUGAAAUAGUCCAGAUGGUAUUUCAAGGCAGAGACGCAGACAAGAUAGUCAUGGAGAUGAAUCCUAAAAACUACAAUGAUUAUUCUUAUAGAAUCAAGAAUAUUUUUUUCAAGUUCGACAAGGAAAGCGUUGAGAAGCAAUUUUAGAAGCAAGUGGCUAAAGAAUGGAUAUUUUUCAGUAGAAUAUCUACCCUUUUGUUUUCGAUUAUUUGUGAACUUGCUUUGGCCCAAUUCAUGAAUAGUAUAAAUCAUUACUCCUUCGGGUUUAAUACCUUGUCUGUAUGCUUCGGAAUUCAGUUUUUACUUUGGGGGUUCAUGUUUACUCCUAUUUACUAAGAUAGUUUUUUCCUAAUAAACACACUUUAACUGCUGGUAAGGGUUUUAUCUAGAGUAAUUCUCAUUUUUUAUGAUUUUGACUACAACAUCACUAUCCUUCAAGGGCUAUUUUACUCUUCAAUAAUUUAAUACAGUAUCGUUAUGAAUCCUCCAAUUUAACUAACAGCAUAGCUAUUCCUAAGUAUUACCUAAUGCAUUGUCUAUACUUUUCGCUAUUAAGACUCAAUAACUUCGGAUAGUUUAGAUUCCUAUUUAAACAUAUAUAUUAUUUUGCAAACAUAUUGCUUCUUUAUUUCUUUUACCUUAUUUAUCUUCUAUCAAAAUUGCACUUACUAAAUCGCGAUGAGGAAAAACUUCGAAAAAAUUAAUAAACUCUAGAAUGAAUCGAAGAAAAUGAACGAUGUACUUUCUAUCUUACUGCCUAAAUUCAUCAGAGAAAACAUCUAAGAAAAAGGUCUAAGCUAUUAGGAAGAUCAAGGAGAGGUUGCCAUUCUAUUCUGCGAUAUUUGCGAUUUCGAUUCUGUAAUUGAGUAGGAAAAAAAGAAUGUCAUAAAGUUGCUUGACAAAUUGUUCAGAAUCUAUGAUGAAUCAUGCAGCAACUACGGUUUAUAGAAAAUUGAAACUGUUGGCAAAACAUACAUGGCAGCAGGAGGUCUGAAGGGAAUUCCCCCAGUAAAAAAAUACCUAAUAAACAAUGAAAGAAUACAUCCAGUUACUAAUAGUGUUUUAAUGGCUUAUGAUAUGUAUGAAAAUGCGAAAAAAAUUACAUACGGAAAUAAAAGUGAUAAAUUAAACGUAAAAAUUGGAAUUCAUUACGGUAGAGUUAUGGCUGGUGUUAUAGGAGGACACAAACCUCAAUUUUCGCUUAUAGGAGAUACUGUAAAUAUGGCUUCUCGUGUUUGUAGCACUGGAGCGGCAGAUUCUGUAACCAUAUCAGCAGAAGCAAGAGCUUAAUGUUUUAAACAAAUCGAAUUCUUAAACAAAAAUUAGCAGUACUUCAAUUUAAAGUAUAAGAUUUUACUUGUAGAAAAAAAUGUUGAAGCAAAGGGAAAGGGAAUCAUACAAACUUUUUAGAUAGUCUUUUAAAGAGAUACUAAGAGACAUUUGAGCAGGUUUUACAAUAUAGAGCAAGAGAGAAAUAUUACUUCUUCUAAUACUUUGGAAUAAACAAAUAAUUGCUUAGCAGCUUCUACCAAUUUAACAAAUUAACAAGCUAAAUAAGAAUUUGAGUAGCAAUAGCAACAUUAACCAUAAAGAUUAGGAAAUUAUUCUAAAGUCAAUUCAGCUUUUCCUUCAUACUAAGAGUCAUAAUUCCAACUUGAAGCAGUUUCCCCUCUUAAAAAAGUAAAAAUAAAUAAAAACGAAAUACCAAAAAGAUUAAUUACUGAUGGAACAAAUAACACAGAAAAACAAGAAAAUAGUGGAAGACCAUAAUCUGUUUUUAAUAAUGCACAAGAUACAUAUUUGAGAAUUAUGGGGACUGACCUUGGGGUAGUUCCUAACAUUGAAUAUUAGUUUGAAAUAAAUAAUGAUUCAAUAGAUAUUGAACGUAUUUAAUAAAAUUUUAAUGAAAUAGAAAAUGAAUUGUCGACAAUUUAGCACAAUCACAAGCAAAUUGUGAAUUAAAUUAGCUUUGUAGACCUACUAGCGGGUAAGUAUAAUAACGAAUUUUGGAUAUUUUAAAUGGAGAAAAUUAUGAACAGUAAUCGUUCGAUGAAAUAAAGAGGCUAAAUUUUACUUAUCUUUGAAAUUGUGAAAUUAGUCAUGAUUAAUCUUAUGAAUUAAUACUUAGGUACUCAAGGUAGCACUAUCAGUUUAAUCCUUCACUUAGUUAGCAUAAUCAUGCUUAUUAUUUUGACAUUUGGUUACCAAAAAAUUAUCAAGCUUGGCGUGAAUUAUGUCAAGUUGUUUGUUUUUACAUCUUUUCUCUUAAUUAUUGGAGCCAUGGUAUAUGAAGGAUAUGCUUUUGUAAAGCAGGAAAAAAAUUAAUUUUUUACUGAAACUUAAACAUCUGCAGUGAUAAUAGUUUUUAGUAUGUUCCUCUCUAUCAAAUUUUACAGCAUUCUCGAGAAAAUAAUAUAUUCAAUCGCACUUAUACUCAUGUACUUGCUUUUCUCAUUUAACAACAACAUCGCUAAGAUCGAGUAUUGCUACACAACAAUAGCUAUAAUUUUAACUCAGCUUUUCAAUUCAUUCUAAUAGCUUGAAUUAAAUAUUACAAGUUUCUAGAACAGAAAGUAAUUAGAUGCCAAAGUUAGUGAAUAAAACAAACUUCUUUAAUAUUUAUUACCUUCACAUAUCAGAGAUAUGUUCUUGUAAAAUUAAGCAAAAACAAUAAAUUUAAUAGAUAAUUUCGAUAAUGUUACUAUUUUGUAUGCCGACAUCGCAGGAUUUACAAAAUAUUCAGCGAGCGUGAGACCAGAAAAUGUUGUUUUUAUGCUCAGAGAACUAUUUACUAAAUUUGACUAAAAAUGUUAGGAAAAUGAUGUUUUUAAAUUGUACACAAUUGGUGAUUGCUACGUAGUAAUGGGACUUGUAAACAUCGAAAAUAGAGACUAUGCUAAAGAAGCUCUAAAUGUCAUCAAAAUGGGUUUCUGUAUGAUUGAUAUUAUCCAGUAAGUAAGGGCUGUAGUAAAUUUCGAUGAGUUAGAGAUGAGAAUAGGAAUUCACACUGGAUCAAUAAUUGGAGGAGUAGUGGGAACGGGAGUAGUAAGAUAUGACAUUUAUGGACCAGAUGUGGUAAUUGCAAACAAGAUGGAGAGCAAUGGCGAGAGCGGUAGAGUGAUGAUCAGUGAAGCAACUUAUAAUCUAGUGAAUGAUGGGUACUAAUAAGAGUAUGAAUUUGAAUAGGCAAGACUUAUAAAAAUCCCUGCAUACAAUAGAGAAAUAUAAGGGUAUUUAGUCAAAAAGAUAUAAAGAGAGGAUUCGAAUUAUUCAUUUAAAUAUUUAUAAAAUGGUGAGGACAAAAAUAUCGAUUAAUGA